GUUGUCAUCAAAGACCAAAGGCAAGACAAGCUAACGCACAACUGACCUGACCUUUAUUGCUGAUAUUACCUGCCAAUAAGAUAUUAAUAUUGUGCAGUUAACACAGUGGUGACGGUAAUGGUGAGGAAGGCCUCCAGAAAUGUUGGGAAGUCUACACUGGCUCACAAGUCCCAGCCAUACAAGAGGACUCCUCGUCCAACCAGAACCAUCAUGACCCGAAGCCAGUGUAUCACCAGCACCAGCUUCUUUCACGGGCUCCCGCCAGAAGUGUUUGGCAUGAUCCUGGAUAACCUGUCCGUGCCAGAGAUCAGUGUGUUUAGCAUGGUGUCCAAAGAAAUCACUAAAUGUGUUGUGGACUACAUCUCCACCCUGGUCUGGAAGAAUAAAAUGAUCAUCCAAGGCUUUCACCACUCCACCCGCCCUGAGCAGAGAUCCACAAUUGAACACUACAGAAACCUGGGUUUACUGUUCAAGAGAUGUACCCUGUUGCUACCAACAAAGGAAAGGCUCAAGUUUUUCUCUGGCAUGUUUUCACAGAUUCCCUGCUUCAAGUUGGAACAGUGUUUAGCUGCAGACUGCAUUGGCUUUUCCAGCUAUGGUGUCUUCCUCCAGACACUAAUGGCAGGGUGGGGUGAGCUGGAAUGCCACAGAGGGUUCAACUUCUUGUGUGAACUCACAAACCUGCUGCAAAAAAUUGAGGCAGUUACCACUACAAAGCCAGGGGUUAGAUGGCACCAGGAGCUGCAGAUCCGCCGUUUCUGCCGUCAGGUUCUGUUGGACCCAUGGCCAAAGCAGCCACAGUGUCAGUUCUGGCUAAUUCAGCUCCUGAAACCUUGGCCCAUAGUCAGCCAAGCACACUUACUGUUCAUCCUCUAUGGACCUCUGCAGCCUGACGGCACUCUUGGUUGGCAGGACCUGGUGGAGAGGGGGCUGCCUCACAGUGCUCUGUGGGACCUGGCCAGGGCCAUCCUCCGGCUUUUCGGUAAACUAGAAGUCAAAGGCUGGACCACAGGCUCCGUGCUGGCAAUCCUGGAGGAGCUCAUUGUCAUUCCCCAUCCAUGGCAUGUGGAGAAUGUGGCUCGUCUCUUGGUGCUGUGCGGCCGCAACCUCUGCUUCACUGUUCUAGCCAACAAGGCCCUGAAUGGACGACACCUGGAGAUCUCCAGACUUAUCGUCUACAUCAUACUGGUGUGUGAGAAGGAUGGCUAUCACAUGAGCUGGGUGGUGAAGUUAGUGCAGCAGGUCUACAAGGUCUUCAGCACAGGUCCUGAAAGGUUCUGCUUCAUCCAACAGCUGGAGAACAUAUUCUCAGAAAUCACCAAGGAGAUCUUUGAGUUUUCUGUAGCAAUGAACCAACUUGAAGACAGGGAGACUUUCCGGACCCUGAGUAUCCUCCUGGACUCCAGUGCUCGCUUCCACACUAAAUUACUCCACAUGUCCCUGAAAUAGGAAUGAUGCAGAUCAAAGUGACAGGGUGAGGAGGAGAGGGGGAACAGUUGGGGAGGAAACAAACACCAAUGAUGAAGGGAAGUAACUUAAGACCUUUACAACAAGAUUUCAACAUGGGAAGAGGUGUCAUGGUAGCUUUGACUUUGAAUCUGGUUGACAGUUCACUCAAUGCUUUAAACAACAUUGCAUUUGCUGGCUGAAAAUAGGCAUGUUUAAUUACUUUGACCAAACAGCAUGGUUAUUUAUACAAAUGUUAUAUUUCACUCAAAGUUUUAAAAACUUGUUCUUCUUGAAACAUCUUGGAUGUAAUUGUUUUUAUAAGCAGUAUUUAAUAUUUAUGCAUUAACAGUAACAAUAUUUAUUUGACACUAUUUAUGAAUUCACAUCGAACCUCUGUGUGUAAAAAUAGUUGUGAUACAAUAAUAAUAAGUUGAAUAAAUUA
Lates calcarifer (barramundi perch) is the source of this 1891-nucleotide messenger RNA. Its product is annotated as F-box only protein 47. The record is from RefSeq and is a predicted model, not a curated record. Gene Ontology annotation, molecular function: protein binding. Lineage: Eukaryota; Metazoa; Chordata; Actinopteri; Centropomidae.